GUACUAUAGAGGAGUGCAGUGCAUUGCCGUGCUGUGGAAAACCCACUCUUUCUGUCUCUUACCUUUGUUUUUACAGUUUUGAUUAAGAUCGCCCUAAAGCAAAUAUAAUGGAAUCCAACGAAUUUGAACAUCUCUUUCUUCUUUGAACUGUCCCAAAGAUCCUUCUUUUUCAUCGUUUCUGGAUACCCAACGCUCUCGACUUGUUUCAGCUUCCAGUUAUUUUUAAAGUUUUCAAGCUCCAACUUCUGCUUAUGAAGUUUGGGUUUUUAAUGGACCUUUCAUUUGAAGUUGCAAAAAUGGAGAUGGGUUCGGCGUUUUAUGUUGUUUAAUUGUUUGUAGUGAGAGAAACCACUUGUUUCUUUGGUUAAAAAUAAGAGUGUUUUCUGUGUGAUUUUAAAGCGAGAUGGUGUUUUUGCUGCUUUGUUCAAUGGGGCCACCGAUCAAACGAAGGGCUGGAUUGAGAAUAAAACAGGCGGGUCGAGGAUCAUACCGUGGCAGCUAGAGGAGGGCUAAAAUUGAGUGAUUUAAGUGUGGUGUGAGUAUUUGGUUUUAGAGUGCAACAGAAAUCUGUGGUUUUUUCUUUUAGUUGAAGAACAAUGGCGAAUUCUUCUUUAAGGCAGUUUUUGAAGAGUUUUUGCACCAAUUCACCUUGGAAAUAUGCUGUGCUUUGGAAGCUUAGGCACAGGAGCCCCUUGGUUUUGACCUGGGAGGAUGGGUAUUGUGUAUAUCCAAUACCAAGAGAAUCUGUGGAAAAUAUCUCAACUGAUGUUUAUCCCAACAGUGAGAUUAUCCCAUCACACUUUGAAAUGAACAUCCCUCAUGGUCGUUUUGGAGGAUACCCAAUUGGCCUGUUGGUGGCUCGUAUGUCGCAUCUUAAGUAUGCAUGGGGAGAGGGGUUUGUUGGUAAAGUAGCAUAUACGGGGAAGCAUUGCUGGAUUUCCUAUGACAAUAUUUUCACUGGCAAAGCUGACUUGAAGUUAGCUCCUGAGUGGCCGGAGGAAUGGUUACUUCAGUUUGCAUCAGGAAUCAAGACAAUUGUGCUGGUAUCUGUGCUUCAACAUGGAGUUCUGCAGCUUGGUUCGUCGGAGAUGGUUGCUGAAGAUUUGUCUAUUCCUGCUUACAUCAAAGAUAAAUUUGCCUGCAAGAACAUUCACACCCAGUUAACAUAUUCAGUAAUUUUAAGUCCGUUCGAGAAGUUAGAAGUCUCUUCAAGUGAAUUAAUCAGCCCGCUGAACUCUGAAGAUUCAAAGGCUGUUGACAGUGUUGAGCCCAACAAGCUGUUAGCUUUAGAUCAGAUUGUUCCGCUGUUAAGUUUUCCGAAUGAACUACUGGUGCCUGAAAUACAUUUACCGGAGACUCUAGAAAAUGCCAGUGACAGUAGGAUUAGAGUCCAACCAGUUAGCCUUUGUGAAUUACCAUCGCCGCUAAGCCAAUCUGUAAGUGUCGACCAGCUUGCAAUAACCGAGAGUGAACUGUUCGGUUUGUAUUGCCUUAAGGAGGAAUUGCAAGCUUAUCCUGAAUGUAAUGUUUACAGAGCCGGAGAGUGUGGAGAAAUCUUAGAUGAAGUUACAAACUCUUACCCUGCUUGCUAUUUUCUCGAACCAUCUUUUGGAGACUAUGAGAUUGAUAAUGCCGGUUUCCUUAAUUUUCCCAAAGAACGUGAAUUGCACAAAGCACUUGGACCAGUUUUUGAAAGACAGGGAAAUCAAUAUUUGUUGGAGUCAUCGUUUUUGAGUGAGGAUGCAUUUAGAGAUGACAUUGAUGCAAAAGGAGGCGAUGCAGGCUAUCUGUUGCAAGCUGUGGUUGGCCAUGUAUAUGAUGGCUCUGUUGAUAUUGCUAAUAAAUCCACUAGCAUAAUGACAUCUACCGGACAACUUCCGGUGCCCUCUAGACCUCAAAGUGUAAAGACUGAUUCAUAUUCAUCAAGCAGACUCAUGUCUGCAGUUACUGGUGGGGUGAAAAGCAAUCCUUGUUCUAAAAUUUCAGCUUCUUUCAAGAGUUCAGUAAGAACGAUAACUGAUUAUGAGAAUCCGGCAAAUGAUGACCAUUACACACAAUCUAGAAAAGGGAAAAAACAGUCCACUGUCAGAAAGAAAAGGGCUAGACCUGGCGAUAACCCAAGGCCAAGGGAUAGACAGAUGAUACAGGAACGGCUUAAGGAGCUUCGAGAACUUGUUCCAAAUGGUCCUAAGUAUAGCAUUGAUGCUCUUCUGGACCAAACCGUUAAACACAUGUUGUAUUUGAGGAGUGUGACCAAACAAGCUGAGAAAUUGAGGCAAUGGGUGGAUCGUGAGGUAUCUGAUCUCAAGAAUAUGAGGUUGUCUGUAACCAAAGAUGGUUACCAAAACGGAACAAGCUGGGCUUUUGAGAUUGGAGAUGAAAGGAAAGUAUGUCCCAUCGUUGUUAAAGAUCUUGCUUAUCCAGGCCACUUACUCAUAGAGAUGAUUUGUAAUGAGCAUGGUCUGUUUCUAGAUAUUGCUCAGGUGAUCCAAAGCUUUAACUUAACAAUCUUAAAGGGUGUUAUGGGGAGCUGUUCAAACAAUACAUGGGCUCAUUUCAUUGUUGAGGCUUCUAGUGGCUUCCACAGACUGGAUAUUUUCUGGCCUUUGAUGAAGCUUUUACAGCGUCAAAGAAAUCCUAUCUCGAGGAAUAUUUAAUGGUGAAAAACCAUCUAUAGGAACCUCUGGAGUGUAGCGAUCGAUCAUAUCACUAAGACCAAGCUGCAUGCGAAAAGUUCAACAUUUGUGCACGGCAUGUCUGGUAGCUCGGUGGAUAACCAACCCGAGCAACAGUGUAGGCUUUCUUGUGGCCAUCGGGUGUAUAUAUGACCUAUGACUAUGGUAAGCCCUUGUUCAGAGCUUAAGUUGAUCUCUAGGAUGUGAAUUAUUUGUGUUGUCUUCUUUGUUGUUUCUCUAAUCUACUCCGAGUACUGUUUGUUGUUGCUAAGUCACGAGUUCGUGCUUUGUUGAAAGAAUAAAUUACAGUUCCUCUCUCAGCUUUGCUUAAUCUUAUAUUUAUCUUCAA
Hibiscus syriacus is the source of this 3024-nucleotide messenger RNA. RefSeq names its product transcription factor EMB1444-like. Bases 597 to 2657 code for a protein of 686 amino acids. The transcript has 10 exons. Gene Ontology annotation, biological process: regulation of DNA-templated transcription. The record is from RefSeq and is a predicted model, not a curated record. Gene Ontology annotation, molecular function: DNA-binding transcription factor activity; protein dimerization activity. Lineage: Eukaryota; Viridiplantae; Streptophyta; Magnoliopsida; Malvales; Malvaceae.